Messenger RNA from Temnothorax curvispinosus, 12504 nucleotides. It is a transcript of the gene mask, whose product is annotated as ankyrin repeat domain-containing protein 17-like. The record is from RefSeq and is a predicted model, not a curated record. The transcript has 28 exons. NCBI's taxonomy places the organism in Eukaryota, Metazoa, Arthropoda, Insecta, Hymenoptera, Formicidae. Bases 266 to 9901 code for a protein of 3211 amino acids. Gene Ontology annotation, cellular component: cytoplasm. Gene Ontology annotation, biological process: innate immune response. Gene Ontology annotation, molecular function: protein binding; RNA binding.
AGCCCUGGCAGGCAGGCAGGCAGGCCACGAGAGGUGGAUAUUGGGAACUCUCUCGCCGUCGUCGGCCAUAGUGAAAAAUGGCGGGUGUUAGCUUACGUGAAUGACGACGACCGUGCUCUCGACCGAAGGAGCUUUUAUUGUUCGCACAGUCGCGGAAAAGGGAAAUUAAUCGAGUGUUAACGAGUGUGUGCUUCGUCCCCCGCGGUACGGUUCUACCAGCGGGGAUAAACUGGUGUGUCAUAUAUGAUUUAUCUGGGGGCUAAAGAUGCAGAAUGUAGCACAAGGAACGACCUCGGAUAGCCAGAAGAGCCACGAGAAGCCGUCGGCGGCGACGGCGGCAUCCGCGGUAGCGGCAACAGCGGCGUCGGCGGCGGCGGCGGCAGUGGCAGCGGUGGCAGCAGCACCACCGCCGCCACCACCACCGACAUCAUCGUCGUCCUCGGUGUCCUCGUCGGCGAACGUCCACCACGACACCGGGAAGACGUCGUCGACUCCCCAGUCGUCGACGUCGAGCCCCACGAAGUCGGAGACCGAGACCUUCUCCGAGCUGCAGCCGCGCUUUAUGACAGACUCGUCGGAGAGCGAGGAGGACAGCGUCUCCGAGGUGGAGUGCUUCGCGAUCGAUCAGGUUGAACUGGACGAAGAUCAUCCCGACUCGUCGAAAUUCCUGUUGACCCCCGACGAUCCGGAACGUUCCGUGGACCCCGAGACCCAGGCGCGUCUCGAGGCGUUGCUCGAAGCGGCCGGCAUCGGGAAGCUGUCGUCGGGCGAUGGGAAGCACCUGCCCGACCACGAAGUGCUGCGACGAUUAACGUCGAGUGUGUCUUGUGCGUUGGAUGAGGCUGCGGCAGCGCUAACACGUAUGCGUAGUGACAAUCCGCGUACGCCGAACGAAAAGCGCUCUCUCGUCGAGGCGUGCACCGACGGAGACGUCGGCACCGUUCGGAAGUUGUUAACGGAGGGCCGAAGUGUCCACGAGACCACCGAGGAGGGAGAGAGCCUGCUGUCACUAGCUUGCUCAGCUGGUUACUACGAACUUGCUCAGGUACUCUUGGCGAUGAACGCUAAUGUAGAAGAUCGCGGCAUCAAGGGGGACUGUACCCCUUUGAUGGAAGCUGCUAGUGCAGGGCAUGUAGAUAUCGUGAGUUUGCUGAUUGCUCAUGGGGCCGAUGUAAACGCUCAGUCUACAUCAGGCAACACACCUCUCAUGUACGGAUGUGCCGGUGGACACGAAGGGGUUGUGUGUGCCUUAUUAAAUGCCGGCGCCAAUGUUGAGGAUCACAAUGAGAACGGUCAUACACCUCUGAUGGAAGCGGCGAGUGCUGGGCAUGUUCAAGUCGCCAAGAUCUUGCUUGACAACGGGGCCGGCAUCAAUACUCAUUCCAAUGAAUUUAAAGAGUCCGCAUUGACCUUGGCCUGCUAUAAGGGACAUUUGGAAAUGGUCCGCUUUUUGCUAGAAGCUGGCGCGGAUCAGGAGCAUAAAACCGAUGAGAUGCAUACCGCCCUUAUGGAAGCAUCGAUGGAUGGUCAUGUGGAAGUCGCUCGUUUACUUUUAGAUUCAGGUGCCCAAGUAAACAUGCCGACGGACAGUUUCGAGUCGCCAUUAACAUUAGCUGCCUGUGGAGGUCAUGUGGACUUAGCUAUGCUUCUUAUCGAACGUGGAGCGAACAUCGAGGAAGUUAACGACGAAGGUUAUACGCCACUGAUGGAAGCGGCGCGCGAGGGUCAUGAAGAAAUGGUUGCUUUACUUUUGAGCCAGGGUGCCAACAUCAAUGCCCAAACUGAGGAAACUCAGGAAACGGCGCUUACCUUGGCUUGUUGCGGAGGUUUCUUGGAAGUUGCCGAUUUUUUAAUCAAGGCGGGAGCGGAUAUCGAGCUGGGCGCAUCCACCCCUCUAAUGGAGGCUGCUCAGGAGGGACAUUUAGAUCUUGUUCGAUAUUUACUCGAAUCUGCGGCGGAUGUGCACGCUCAAACGCAGACGGGAGAUACGGCAUUGACAUAUGCAUGCGAGAACGGUCACACUGACGUUGCUGACCUUUUAUUGCAAUUUGGCGCUGAUCUAGAACAUGAAUCAGAAGGAGGUAGAACUCCACUGAUGAAGGCUUGUAGAGCGGGCCAUUUGUGCACGGUUCAAUUUCUCAUCUCUAAGCGCGCUGAUGUCAAUCGACAAACAACAAACAAUGAUCACACGCCGCUCUCGUUGGCGUGCGCUGGUGGUCAUCUGGCUGUGGUUGAGCUGCUUCUUGCACAAUCUGCAAAUCCAUUUCAUAAGCUAAAAGACAACUCCACUAUGCUGAUAGAAGCGGCAAAGGGGGGUCACACUCCUGUUGUUCAACUAUUAUUGGACUAUCCUCAUAGCAUUAUGAUGAGUGCUCCUCAUAGUGCUGCACCUGCGCCCAUGUUAUUACCACAGCAGCAGCAACAGCAGCCGCCGCCACAACAACAACAACAACAACAACAACAACCACCACCACCACAGCAGCAGCAGCAGCAGCAACCACAACCGCAGCCACAGCCGCAGCAGCAACAGCAGCAUAUAAUUCAUCAACAACAUGUACCUCACUCCCAGCAGACGUCUACGCAACCACAGCAACAUCCGCAACAACAACAACAGCAGCAACAACAAACCGCCGAGCAACAACAAGCGCAAAAUCUUCAACCCAAACACAAUACGCAAAAGUCAUUGUUGAGAAAGAAUCGAUCAGUGACUAUGAUGCCCGAUAUGAGCCUUACUUCUGCCGAAGCGCAACAAGUUCGUUCGCAGCCCGCAGGAGAAUCAACCACUACUACCAAGGACGAUACCAAUAUUCUCGAUAAAGGCAGUGGGGGUUUUACAAGUUUGUCAGAACCUAAUAUUAGUCUUAGUCCGACGCCAGCAGCGUCAACGCAAGUGAUACAUGUCAGUGAAAGUCGGAAAACUAUAACUAGACAAGAGCAAAUCAUUCAUAAGCAACAAAUACUUGAGGAAUUACAAAGGGUAGAACGAGAACUACAAAUGAAAAGUGCAGGACAUUUGUUUCCUGGUCCGCGAAACUCAAUUAUAAAUCAAUCUCAACAACAACAGCCACAAGAUCCUAGCGAGACAGAAGCAUUGUUACCGGGCAUGCUGAAUAUUGAUUUGCCAGCUCAGUCAACAUCUCCUCAUGGUUUAGUUUGCAAUACAACUGGUAUGUCUGGCGGUUCAUUGACGUAUCCAGGGGCUAACGACGCAGCAUUGGUGUGCAGUGCUUACCUCGAUGGUAAGAUAAUGGGGAUGCAAGCUGCACAGUUCCAGAAAACGCUUUCCGUGGUUCCAACCGCGACGGAAACGUUCCCCACAAAUACAUUUCCUUCCUCGCCUCCUUUGUCUCUUGCACCGUUGCCUGUUACGACCACCACCACUGUGUCACUCAUUAGUGCUACUUCUUCAACAACCACGCCGAGUCCGCCGAGCAUUUCUACCCCUCCAACCGUUAUAGCCGUUUCCCAAUCGCCUAUUACCGCGAGCAGCGACGUUAGCCAAAAUACUGCUAUAAGCGAUCGUCCAAAAGCUAAGCCUGUGUCCAAGAAAGAAGGAAAGAACGUGCGGAAAGCUACGUCCAGCAUGGGGAUGGCAAAGUUGCAGACACAAGCGACUAUAAUGGCUGGACUUCACCAACAAUAUCAGCAGAAGCAACGUCAGCAUCCUUCUUAUCAAGUACAACAGGUUCAACAGCUGCAGCAACUCAACCAGCAACUGCAGCUUCAAUUGGAUCAAGUGCAGAUACAACAGCAAUCGCAGCAGCCGCAAUCGCAACCGCAACAAUCCCACCAACAAACUCAUUCACAGCAACAAACCAACAUAGUUGCUAAUAGUACGGGUAGCAUACUCAUGCCCACUCAAUUGAUGUCGCACUUGCAUCCCACACAUCAUUUGCACAGCCAGCAAACAGCGCAAGAAAAUCUUCCCGAGCAAACGGAUCCUGAGUUAACGCGAAAGUACAGAGAAAGCGCUUGCGCAUUUUUUACUGGCGCUCAGAAAUCUAAAACCUUCAAUCCUAAUGAUAGAGUAUUGAAAUUGGAGGACGGCACGGAUAUUCCUAUCGACGAUGCGUUUGAAAUUUUUCGUUCCAUUAGCUUCGACGACACGGUUGACACAACUGAAGAUCAAGAGAAGCUUGAAUUGAAAAGAUUGGACGUAUCGAAUAAUAAGGAACAACAACAGCAGCAGCAGCAGCAGCAGCAACAUUUACAUACCACCCAAAUAGUUCAACAAGGCGGAAGUCCUCAUGCAUCCCAAGAGUUUUUUACUCCCGUGCUGUCAGUACCUUCGGUUUCUUUACCGGCCUUACCGUCACUACAAGUAACCAGCGCUGGCGUUCAAAUAGAGGCAGACAUAUCAGCGGGCUUACAACUAACAAGUACGCAGUCCUUGCAAAACCCGACGCUGAAGAAUCGUCUGAGAGCCUUCGAAGAAGGCUUCCGCCAGGGUAGUAUACAUUUUCGCGAAUGUAUGCAGCAUAUUACCAGCGAUACUUUCCAACCUCAGUUGCUGCUUCAAUCCUCUCAAAUAACAUUUCCUACGCAAACAUUACCAGCUGUGAGUGGCGCAACGGGAAUAGUAGAUAGUAUACCUCCUCAUCAGUCGAGCAGUUACGUGCAAUCCACAACUUGCAGCACUAAUCAAGUUCAAGUUGCUACCCAGACUCAAGCACCCGCUACUACGACAACCGCGAACGUAGCUACCUCCGAUAAGAAACAAGUGUACACUGCACCGACCACCGGCAAGGGCAAGAAAGCCAGAUAUCCUCUCCUGUCUCAACAACAAUCUUGCCAGCAACAACAAACUGCCAAUGCUCAACAAGCUCCCAAUUUUCCUGCGCAAAAUUAUCAGCUAGAUCCAGCAACAGGUGAGAAUUGUGUCCCGACGGUAGGAGGGUAUGCGUCCAACCAAGUUCCACCCGCUCCGUUCUCGUGUAUGGAUGUUGAUUCAGAAACCGACAGCAAUCAUGACACGGCUUUAACUUUGGCUUGCGCGGGAGGGCAUGAAGAUCUUGUGGAACUUCUUCUAAGUCGCGGUGCAGAUAUAGAACAUAGGGAUAAGAAGGGAUUUACGCCGCUUAUUUUGGCCGCAACGGCUGGCCAUCAGAAGGUAGUUGAAAUUCUACUCAAUCACGGAGCUGACAUAGAAGCGCAAUCGGAACGUACCAAGGAUACGCCAUUGUCACUCGCAUGUAGUGGAGGCAGAUACGAAGUAGUCGAGCUUUUGCUCAAUCGCGGCGCGAACAAAGAACAUCGCAACGUUUCUGAUUACACCCCCUUAAGCCUGGCUGCAAGUGGCGGUUAUGUGAACAUAAUAAAGCUACUACUGAGCCAUGGUGCCGAAAUUAAUUCACGUACUGGCUCCAAACUAGGCAUAUCUCCUCUAAUGUUAGCCGCUAUGAAUGGCCAUACUGCGGCAGUUAAACUACUUUUGGACAUGGGCAGCGAUAUUAACGCGCAAAUUGAGACAAACCGCAAUACGGCGUUAACGCUCGCGUGCUUUCAGGGGAGGCAUGAGGUUGUUAGCCUCCUCCUCGAUCGAAAAGCCAACGUUGAACAUCGAGCAAAGACUGGCUUAACACCAUUGAUGGAGGCCGCUAGUGGUGGAUAUGUUGAAGUUGGGCGUGUGUUACUUACGAAAGGUGCUGAUGUUAACGCGACGCCUGUCCCAUCAUCUCGUGACACUGCCCUUACUAUUGCCGCUGAUAAAGGCCACUGCCGUUUCGUAGAACUUCUAUUAUCGAGGGGGACCCAAGUCGAAGUAAAAAAUAAAAAAGGGAACAGUCCACUAUGGUUAGCUGCAAACGGCGGGCAUCUAAAUGUCGUAGAUUUAUUAUACCAUGCAGGUGCAGAUAUUGACUCGCAAGAUAAUCGUAAGGUUUCCUGCUUGAUGGCUGCCUUCCGAAAGGGUCAUAUCAAAGUGGUGAAGUGGAUGGUGAAUCAUGUAACGCAAUUCCCCAGUGACCUAGAGAUGACAAGAUAUGUAGCGACUGUUAAUGACAAAGAACUUUCGGAAAAAUGCAACGAGUGUGUGAAAGUGAUAAGAGCUGCCAAAGAGACGCAGGCCGCUAAAGCAAAUAAGAAUGCCACCAUACUCUUAGAAGAACUCGACAUGGAAAAGACGAGAGAAGAAUCGAAAAAGGCGGCCGCCGCACGGAGACGAGAGAGGAAGAAAAAGAAAAAGCUCGAGAAGAAGGAAGAGAAGCGCAAGCUGCAUGAGGAGUACAAGAAAAACGAGACACCGUUUGAGGAUAAGGAAGAAAGCGGAAAGAAAUCGGACGAGGAAUGCGAUCGGGCGGACGACAGCGAGCAUGAGGGCGGCGACGAGAGAAUGGAGAGCGUGCCGUCUCCCGUAAACAGAAGCCCGGAGGAUCCCGACAGAGAAGAGGGCGACAGUGGAAUAGAUGCGAACAGCCAGGGUAGUUGUAGCAGCAACGAUGUGAAGGCGAGAGAGAAAAAGAAAGAGAAGAAGAAAAAGAAGAACAAUAGUCCUAGUAACAACGAUAAGGAUACGUCCCCCCAGCGUUCGUCCAAGACCCUCCUUUCACAAAACACCAAUUUAUCUCAAAACACAGCGACAUCGACCAAGUCUCAGAAUAACACUACGGAGAAGCGAAUUAUGACUAAUGUUACCAGCGCAGUACCGGUAUCAACAACCUCAGUUACAACUACUAGGACAUCCACCGUCCUCAGUUCCGAUCGAAAAUUGAAAGGUUUGGUUUUUGAAGCAUCCUCUUUGAGGCAUCCUGCUGAAAGAGAAGAUUUUGAAGCGACCGGUAAUGAGACUUAUGUUCCUGGCAAAGGAAAGAAGUCUUAUAAUAAUCAAUACGAUGGAGAUGCUUUAAAUACGUCGGCGAAAGCGAGUAACACUAGCCCCAAGCAAAGCGGAAAACGCGAGGAAGGAUGGAAGGAAGUUGUGCGAAAGGGACAGUCUGAUGAUUCCGGAAGAUUUAUGAAUUCACCAUACCGUUCUAAAAAAGUAUCCGUUCCCCCAAAUGCUAUCAGCCGAGUGAUAGGUAGAGGAGGCAGUAAUAUAAAUGCUAUUCGUGUUUCAACGGGCGCGCAUAUCGAAGUAGAAAAGCAAAGUAAAUGCCAAGUGGAAAGAAUCAUCACAAUUAAAGGAUCAACUGAAGCUACAAAGAACGCUUAUCAUUUGAUAUCAGGGCUUAUUAGGGAUCCAGAGGCAGAUGUCUCGCAGAUGCUUGCGAAAUCCAAGCUCAAUACAACAACCUCUUCGUGGGACAAGUCUGUUCCCAAUGUUACUACAAGUAAAACGAAAAUUGGUGGAUCCGUUAAUAAAGCACCUAAUCUGGCAUCCAGUACAACCAGUAGCCAAAUUAAUAAAUCAGGAUAUUCUUCCGGAGCGUCCAUUAUUAAUCCAUUGGUUCCUAUUCGCUCAUCGUCCAGUGUGAAACUCACUGGUGCUUUCCCUACUUCUUUGCCACGUGCGACGGCGCCUAGACUCAUGGCCGCAGCUGAGAAACGUGCCGCGCAAGCCGCAGCCGCCCAAAUGGCGUCCUCGUCUAACACAAAGACGACAAUGUCGUAUACGAGUGCGAUUAUGACCGCCGGUAGGGCAGGGACAAAGAUUGUCACCACUAGCACGACGCAGACAUUUGCGGCGAAGCUAUCCGAGAUCACUGCCUCGACUCACAGUUCUACCACCGUCAUGCAGUCGACUCACACCGCACCGGUGAUCAAACAACAAAAGCCCAUGGCGCAAGCCGCGACUGUGACUAUUAUGUCAGCCACAUCUGCGGCAACCGCUCACACAACCAGCCAACAACAACAGUCCGUAAUCAGUACAUCGCCGAAGCACUGCCGAUCACUGCCCAUUAUAUCCGCCCCGUCGGCAAUAGCAUCUCACUAUCCCGGGAAAUCGAGUUACCCACUUGGAACGAUCGCGAUUUCACCGUCAUCGACCACGAACGCCGUGGUAACGACAAACUGUCCGGAAAAUUCACUUGUCUCAACGUCAGCCAGUUCCGUUCGAGUGACACCCUCGCCGCCAAUUGUACCGUUGCAAGCGCAAACGUUGCCGCCGCCGCCACCAACGGUACAGCAGCAGCAACAGCAGCAGCAAUCGAUGCAGCAACAGCAAUCGCAGCAGGGUAUUCGCAGCACUACGCCGGUCGUGACUCAGGAACAUCAACAGCAGCAGCAACAGCAGCAGCAGCAAUCUAGCAACACGCCUCAGGAGUACUCGUUGUUCAAUGAUACUUUUACUAAAGUCACGCAACAGUCAAUGUGGGGAGGAAGAGAAAACGAAACUCAAAAAGGCAUGAAUUUUGCGACUGUUGCGGGCGGUGGUGUAUCAUCAAACACGAGCUCCGGUCCAUCUACGGCUAAGUUUGACAGUUCCCCACCGCAGGUAGACGCAUCUAAGGCUCCGGGGUACCGCGGUACAGCCAUGUGCUCCCCAGUUUCCAGUAAGCCGGGUAACACGAGCAACGCGUCGACCAACGUAAUUGGCAGCGUGGUAACGGGCUCCGUACACAACAAUCCUAUGCAGCCCGCGCAGUUUCAGUCUUCGACGAGCUACGGCGAGCAUCCUCCCAUACCGAACAAGCCGCCCGGUAGUCUAGCGGUGGCUAGACCAGUAAUACCCCCACAGAGCAUCGAUAUGGGAACGGGCAUGGCGGCGCAGUUUAACAGGCCGGCGGUCUUCCAGGGUGAUCUGACAACGCGGAACGCGACGACGCACCAGCCGGCGGCGCACGUGAUACCGUCCACGUCGCAACCGGCACUGGACGUCGGUCUCUUCAAGGCGGCGAACAGCAGCGGCGGCAGUUACGAACAUCCGAACGUAAACUCUAACCUGUUGAAAAUGAUACCGAACGAUACACAGAGUGGUGCCGGCCAUUCUAUGCUACCGUUUCACCCUCAUAUGCAGAGUUACGCUCAGACUAUCGCACCGUCCGCCUCUGUGAUCAACACCACCGUCAGCAUGUCAAGAUUGAACCCGCGCGCCCCCGAUUUCUCCAGCUCGCUUCACUUGAGCAGUAAGCCGCAGGUGACGAUGUUCAAUGCCGCCGCCGGAUCUGCGGGACUGCAUCCGGCUAAUAUGUUCGCCGCUCCCGUGCCGGCGCAACCGCCUUCCGCGAUACAAUCCAACAAUCUGGGGAUGAUGAGCAACUAUCCGCUGGGAAAGUAUCAGGCGCCCUCGCGGGCAACGCCAGCAGCGAACACCGGCAUCUCGACAACUGCUCAGACGACCCGCUGGUCUUACGCCACGCCGGCGCCGCAUACCAACUACCCGCCGCAUCAGGAUCCCAUGAUCAGCCAAAUGGGGUUCUCCAAUCAGCUGGCGAACAUCAGCGGCCAACCCGGCGGUGGUAUCGAUCUGAUUACGAGUCUGGAGAACGGUGGCUCGCCGGCUAUAUCUCCCUCGUCACCGGCGCAGGUCGCCCAGGAGAUGAAUCAAUUGAAGAUUGAGGACCGCAAAGUACCACGACCGAUUGGUACCGAAAGGGCAACGUGGAAGAAUUACUCGGCAGCGGGGAUGGGUCCGGGCGGAGACGCCGAUUCUUCUAUCAAUUGGAUGCUCAACGCUGAUAAGCUAGCAUGGUCGAAUUGCAAUCUGGCGCCCGGUAUCGACAGGCAUCAGAUGUUUCGAUCGAACCCCACUUACAACCCACGUAUAUCCAACGUCGAUCCUGAGAUCCAUCAGAUGAUGGAAUCUUCCUUCCAGGGUCAUGUGAAUACGCAACAACCUUUCCCGACUAACGGAAAUGCGCCAUUGUCACUCAUGCCAAUGGCGUUAAUAGCGGGACAGUAUGGAGCAUCCGAAAUGACAGAAAUCCCGCCGAACGAGCAGAAUAAGAUAGAUCCACCUGCAUGGGGAAUGCCCGACGCUGUACAAGACAAGCAACAUCCGGCGUGGAAUAAAUGGACCCAUUAAGGGGAGAGAAGAUCGUCGUUCGUGCUGGCACAGCUUCAACCUCUAAAUAUAACAUAUUUUCAUAUUUUGGAUCUGACGAUGAGAAUUGAAAAAGAUAGUAAUAGCAAUAGUCUGGACUGGAUCAAUUAUUUGUAGGCACAUAAAUUAUAUUACGAUCUUAUUAUAUUCAUUCAAACCCAGAUUCUUAAUAUUACUUGUCACACUAGAGGAUAAGACGACAAAUCCUUAAUUACUCAACUUAUUGCUAUCACUAAUAUAUCUCCCGAGUUAAUUGCAGAGUAUAAGAAGUGUUCAAGAGCGAGAGGAAGGGAAAACGGAGUCAGUGUCGGUUAAGGAAAGCCUAUAUCCUACGUUGUAGGAUAAAUGACGGCGUAAUUAUAAUGGCAUAAUUACCUCGGAUCUGUGUCAUCAUUUCCUUGACCGCACGGACUGUCGUAAGCUCCGUUAUCAAUUAUCGUUAAGCAGGGACAUGCCAAUCACCAAUAAUCUUCUUCUUCUUUUCCUUCAAGAAGAAGAAGACCAAUAAUCGAAUGCUAAUAAUAAUGAAUUAUGUCUCUUCUAUUGUCGAAGAUCUGAAUUCGCGAUAUUCGAGACAUCGCGAAAUAUAUUCGCCAGAUCCAUCACGAUAAUCUAGACACGCGUGAAAUUUACGCUUUGUAUCGGCAUCGCGGCGAUCAUGAACGUUCAAAAUUUCGCCUGAGUUAAAUUCGCAUUAUUGUGAAACAGAUUCGUGGUGAUGGGAACAUUUCGAAGCCAAAUGUUCGUCAGGUCGAUCGCGACGAUCCGGUCAUACACGCGUUAUGACGUUUCGAUAUAGUCGCCACUACAGUCUCUGUAGCAGCGAUGAUGAACAUUUAAGAAAGUCGUGUCGGAGACAAAUGCGAUAAAGCUCUCGCUUCGGAUCACUAUUGAUUUUAAAUCACGAGCCGCUUACGUUGAGGACAGCAGCUGUGCUCUUGGCACCAUAUCGAACGAUAUAGGGCGGUGAAUAUUUUCGUGUUUACUAUUUAGAGCGCUGUAAAGAAAUGCUGUAAUCCUACGAGCAUGAUACAAUUGUGUAAAUAAUUGCUUCGCAAAACGGGUGAUUCUGAGAACUUCCAUGCUGCAAAUUGAGAGAACCGGGGAAGACGGUCCGGAUGAGGAAAAAAACCCGAAAAGGAGGGAUGUAAGGGGGAUCUUGGGGGAACCAUUGGCUUCACCGAACACCUGGGUACAUAAUUACUCUUCUUCCACUCUUGCACCUACGCUUGAAUUCGUCACUGUCACUCCGAGUCUGACUGUCGCUUUUAAACUGUAUCCCAGAACAGAUAAUGUAGUGAUUAGGGAGAAAAAAAAAGACAAAGAGGAGGAGCGUUCCUUCCUGUAGAUUCUCGAGCGUCGAUUAUGUCUGAUCGCGCUUGAAGAGCGUCCGUUGUUUCGCGUUAGACGAACAACUGUAUAGAUUUCCCAUCGACGAGAGUGUACGUUGGUGUUGCGUCAUUAAAUCGAUCGAAGAUAAUACGAACAAAAAUACGAUAACGACGUUGUUCCGACCGAUUAGCCGAUCGAAUCGAGGUUUUCGUUGUCCAGCCGGUUCCGGUACAUUUAUAAUCUUUGCGUUUUGUCUCGUAGACGUCAAUCCUUCAAUCGGGGGCUAACGAUCGCCGAUAGCACGAGAUCGUGCUCUCUGUUUUCCAGGCAGAUCCCACCGGACACAAGAUUGUCACGAUCGUAGCGAAUUUUUAUCGAGCUCACCCACAACACACAGAACACGCAGAACACUUAUGAAAAUUCUAUUACGUACCGUACACACGCGUAAAUGACCAGGUUCUCGGGGGAAAAAAAAUGAAACUCGAAUUUACGUAAGCGUUAACAGGAAAUGUGUCACGAAAUCGAGAUACGCAAUGUAACUAAUAAUAUAUUAUAUAUACCGAAUCCUAUUCAGAUCAAUGAAUACAGUUUCAUUGUAAAAGUGGUAGUGGGCCGCCAAACGCAUGAGGAUGUAGCCGUGCGUCUCUAGUGCGACAGUGCUAUUAUAAUAUUAUUAUUGCUGUGGUGGUGUAAUAAUGUUUAUUAUUAUAUUAUGGUUAUUAUUACACGCAAAACGUAACUAUAGGAAAGAAAGAGAGAAAAAAGAAAAAAAAACAGGUACAUAGAAAGAGAGAGAGAGAGAGAAAGAAAGGUCACCCCUGCUAUCUCGGCUGGACUUAGUAAUGAUAUAAUAAUAUUAUAGAGAUACACACAACACACACAUAUACACACACACACAUACACACUCGGAUAUAUGAAAUGUUCAUUUCGAUUGAACAUUUGAAAAUCUUUCUUGGUGGGGAUUUCGGCAAGUGUUCAAUACAUAGCGACGAUAUACUAUAAUUGAAACGGUCCCCACACACGCGCGUAAUGAGAUGAUGAUAAUGUGAGGGAUAAUGAUGAUAAAUGAUAUGAAGCUCAUGGAAAUCGUACGAGGGCUUUUUGACCUAUAUUCCAGGGAGCGCUUCAAUUAUUCUCUAAGGAUAUAUUGUUAUAAUUUAAAGCCUAUUUUCAAAUUUGAUUUAUGAUAACUGCGAUAUAUGAUAUAAAACUAUUAUAUGACAUAUAACAAUAAAGCAAAUAAAUAAAUAUAA